Messenger RNA from Diospyros lotus (date-plum), 3373 nucleotides. Its product is annotated as putative transcription elongation factor SPT5 homolog 1. Bases 110 to 3238 code for a protein of 1042 amino acids. Gene Ontology annotation, cellular component: DSIF complex; ribosome. The record is from RefSeq and is a predicted model, not a curated record. Gene Ontology annotation, biological process: translation; regulation of DNA-templated transcription elongation; transcription elongation-coupled chromatin remodeling. Gene Ontology annotation, molecular function: structural constituent of ribosome; mRNA binding. Lineage: Eukaryota; Viridiplantae; Streptophyta; Magnoliopsida; Ericales; Ebenaceae. The transcript is spliced from 22 exons.
CCGGAAACAAGGACCCGAGAUCACUCCAUCACCGCCAAUCUCUUUCUAGGGUUAAACACACUCUCUCUCCUCUCAUACACAUCUAAGUUUUUGAUCGGGAAGUGCCGCGAUGCGUCACCGGCGGCGAGACGAAGACGAGUACGAGGAUGAGCUGGAGCCGGAGGAAGAUGAAGAGGAGGCUCUGGAUGAAGAGGAGGAGGAGGACGAGGAUGAGGGCGGCCGCGGGGGCGGCCGUAAGCGGCGGAGAUCGGACUUCAUAGACGAUGUGGCUGAGGAGGACGAUGAGGAAGAUGAAGAAGACGACGAGGACGAGGACUUCGGCGGUGGAGGUCGUCGCGGCGACCGCCACCGCGCGAAGAGACGCGGCUCUGAAUUCUUCGACCUUGAAGCAGCGGUCGACAGCGAUGAUGAGGAGGAGGAAGAAGAAGGGGAAGACGACUUCAUAGUACACGAGGGAGCUGAGUUAGCAGAUGAAGAUGACAGUAGAAGGAUGCACCGUCGCCCAUUGCUUCCAAGGGAGGAUGAUCAGGAAGAUGUUGAAGCACUUGAGAGAAGUAUUCAGGCAAGAUAUGCCAGAUCAAGUCAUACUGAAUAUGAUGAGGAGACAACAGAUGUCGAACAACAAGCUCUUUUGCCAUCUGUCAGGGAUCCAAAGCUAUGGAUGGUGAAAUGUGCGAUUGGUCGAGAGCGGGAGGCAGCUGUUUGCCUAAUGCAGAAGUAUCUUGAUAAAGGAUCAGAGUUACAAAUUAGGUCAGCUGUAGCCUUAGAUCAUCUCAAAAACUAUAUAUAUGUUGAAGCAGAUAAAGAAGCUCAUGUGAGGGAGGCUUGCAAGGGUCUACGUGUAAUAUAUACAAAUACGAAAAUAACACUUGUCCCAAUCAAAGAAAUGACUGAUGUUCUUUCAGUGGAAAGCAAAGCAAUUGAUCUUGCAAGGGAUACCUGGGUGAGAAUGAAGAUUGGAACAUACAAGGGGGACCUUGCAAAAGUUGUGGAUGUGGAUAAUGUGCGUCAAAGAGUUACAGUGAAGUUAAUCCCACGUAUUGAUUUACAGGCCCUCGCAAAUAAAUUGGAAGGUAGGGAAGUUCCAAAGAAGAAGGCAUUUGUUCCUCCUCAACGUUUUAUGAAUGUAGAUGAAGCUAGGGAAAUGCAUAUACGUGUUGAGCGUAGACGAGACCCAAUGACUGGAGAUUACUUUGAGAAUAUAAAUGGCAUGAUGUUCAAAGAUGGCUUUUUGUACAAAACUGUAUCCACGAAAUCAAUCAGUACUCAGAACAUACAGCCGACUUUUGAUGAAUUAGAGAAAUUCCGGCAACCUGGUGAGAAUGGGGAUGGAGACAUGGCCAGUUUAUCAACUUUGUUUGCCAACAGAAAGAAAGGCCAUUUUAUGAAGGGUGAUCAAGUUAUUAUCAUCAAGGGAGAUCUCAAGAAUUUGAAGGGAUGGGUUGAGAAAGUUGAAGAUGACACUGUCCAUAUCAGACCAAAUGCAGAGGGCCUUCCAAAAACACUUGCUCUAAAUGAAAAGGAGCUCUGCAAGUACUUUGAACCAGGGAAUCAAGUGAAGGUUGUAUCUGGUGCAUCAGAAGGUGCAACUGGUAUGGUUAUAAAGGUUGAGGGGCAUGUUAUUAUCUUAUUGUCUGAUACGACUAAAGAACAUAUACGUGUGUUUGCUGAUAAUGUUGCAAAGAGCUCCGAAGUAACCUCUGGUGUUACCAGAAUUGGGGACUAUGAGCUUCAUGAUCUUGUGAUGCUGGAUAAUAUGAGCUUUGGGGUAAUCAUUCGUGUAGAAAGUGAAGCUUUCCAGGUGUUGAAGGGAGUGCCAGAGAGACCAGAGGUUGUACUUGUCAGAUUAAGAGAGAUAAAAUGCAAGCUCGAUAGAAAAACCCAUGCACAAGAUCGGUCCAAGAACACAAUAUCUGUGAAAGAUGUCGUUAGGAUUGUUGAAGGUCCACACAAGGGAAAACAAGGUCCUGUUGAACAUAUUUUUAGAGGAACUGUGUUCGUUUAUGAUCGCCAUCACCUUGAGCACGCAGGUUUUCUAUGUGCUAAAUCUCAGUCCUGCAUGGUAAUUGGUGGAUCACGUGGGAACAGCAACAGAAAUGCUGGUUCACUGACUUCAAGAUUUGCUCAUCUUACAACUCCUCCUCGUGUUCCUCAAUCUCCAGGAAGAAUGGCUCGAGGCCUUCCAGGAGAUUUUCGAGGCAGGCAUAGAGGUGGGAGAGGAGGACAUGAUCCUUUGGUUGGGACCACUGUAAAAAUUCGUCAGGGGCCUUUCAAAGGAUAUCGGGGUCGUGUUGUAGAUGUUAAAGGUUCAUCAGUCAGGGUUGAGUUGGAGUCACAGAUGAAAGUUGUUACAGUUGAUCGCCAUCAUAUUUCUGACAAUGUGAUUGUUUCAACUCCAUAUCGUGAUGUACCUCGAUAUGGUUCGGGUAGUGAGACCCCUAUGCAUCCUUCUCGAACUCCACUGCAUCCAUAUAUGACUCCUAUGAGAGAUCCUGGAGCAACACCUAUUCAUGAUGGCAUGAGGACACCUAUGCGUGACAGAGCAUGGAAUCCAUACACACCAAUGAGUCCACCAAGGGAUUGGGAAGAUGGAAAUCCUGCUUCCUGGGGGACAAGCCCACAGUAUCAGCCUGGAAGUCCACCUUCACGAACGUACGAAGCACCUACACCCGGUUCUGGUUGGGCUAAUACUCCUAGUGGCAAUUACAGUGAUGCUGGAACACCAAGGGAUAGUGGUCAAGCCUAUGCAAAUGCCCCAAGCCCUUACCUGCCAUCUACUCCUGGUGGACAACCGAUGACACCAAGUUCAGCUUCUUAUCUUCCUGGAACUCCUGGAGGACAACCAAUGACACCAGGUGGCGGCGGUUUGGAUAUUAUGUCCCCUGUAGUAGGUGGGGACAAUGACGGACUUUGGGCAGUGCCAGACAUAUUGGUCAAUGUGCGAAGGCCUGGUGAAGACUCUGUUGUUGGAGUUGUUCGAGAGGUCCUCCCGGAUGGUUCGUGUAGAGUAGCCCUAGGAUCAGGCGGCAAUGGCGAUACGGUGACGGCGUUUCCCAAUGAAAUUGACCUAGUUGUGCCCAGGAAAUCGGACAAAAUUAAGAUCGUUGGUGGGGCACAGCGUGGGGCCACCGGAAAGCUGAUCGGUGUUGAUGGCAGCGACGGAAUUGUUAAGGUAGAUGAUACUCUUGAUGUUAAGAUAUUAGACAUGAACAUUCUGGCAAAACUAGCACAGCCGUGAAGAUGAAAUCAAUAUAAGGCAUUUAACAUAAUUUAGAGCCGUAUAUCUGUCUCAGUUGCAGAUAACAGUUGCUUGUAAAAGUAUAGUGUAUAAAUUUGCCAUAUUUUGCUUAUGGAUUUUGAAUGGUUAAAGCAA